AUAGAUAGAGAGAGAGAGAGAGAGAGAGAGAGAGAGAACGUAAAGGGAGUGGGGAGCAGUGGAAGUUGGUGCAUGGACUCGGCGGGGGCAGCAGACACGUCCACGGGGGGUGAAGGGCCGUCCAGUGGCGGCGCGGGGAAGGCCGGGCCGCAGAGGGGGGCGGCUGCGGCGGCGCCGAGCAGGUACGAGUCGCAGAAGCGGCGGGACUGGAACACCUUCCUGCAGUACCUGCGGAACCACAAGCCGCCGCUGGCGCUGGCGCGCUGCAGCGGGGCGCACGUGAUCGAGUUCCUGCGCUACCUGGACCAGUUCGGGAAGACGAAGGUGCACGCCCCCGGGUGCGCCUUCUACGGCCACGCUAGCCCGCCGGGGCCCUGCGCCUGCCCCCUGCGCCAGGCCUGGGGCUCCCUCGACGCCCUCAUCGGCCGCCUCCGUGCCGCCUACGAGGAGUCCGGCGGCACCCCCGAGACCAACCCCUUCGCGGCCCGCGCCGUCCGCAUCUACCUCCGCGACGUCCGCGAGAGCCAGGCCAAGGCCCGCGGCAUCCCAUACGAGAAGAAGAAGAGGAAGCGCGCCCCCGCCGCCGCCGGCCAAGCCCACCCCGCAGGUGAGUCAUCCACCUCCACUGUUCUCAGUGGCGGAAGUUCUGGUUCAGGGGCCGGUGACGGAUCUGGCGCUCUGCUUAGGGGCUCCUCUAGUUCCUGAGUCGCUCUCUCUCUCUCUCUCUCCCUCAACCUCCAUCUCUCUUCUAUUGUUCUUGGCUCGUGCAUGAUGCUGUCAUUGGCGAUUCUCUACAUACCUAAUGAAGAAAGAGGGAAGAGACGGCAACUCUCUGUGUCUCUCUCGAGCUUCUUGGAACUGAAUCCGACUACUGCCGACAUUAAUUGAUCGCAGAUCGCUGUGUCUUCCUCUUGUAUUGAACCCUUUGGUAAUCAUCGUUCAUUUGUUCCAA
Molecule: messenger RNA, 952 nt
Organism: Musa acuminata subsp. malaccensis (wild Malaysian banana)
Lineage: Eukaryota; Viridiplantae; Streptophyta; Magnoliopsida; Zingiberales; Musaceae
Source: RefSeq, a predicted model, not a curated record